This is a messenger RNA of Sphaerulina musiva SO2202, 675 nucleotides long. RefSeq lists its product as uncharacterized. The coding region runs from base 1 to 675 and encodes 224 amino acids. The transcript is spliced from 3 exons. NCBI's taxonomy places the organism in Eukaryota, Fungi, Ascomycota, Dothideomycetes, Mycosphaerellales, Mycosphaerellaceae. The record is from RefSeq and is a predicted model, not a curated record.
AUGACUAGCUUCAAGCAGAUGGCCGGCGCCAUUCUCGCCAUUCCGCUGUUCUUUACAGCGCAAGUUGCCGCACUUCCUACCGCGGGUGUAAGCUGCUAUGAUCCUCUCAGCCUGACUGUAGCUGACCGCAAGCAGAUCACUGGCCUCUCUCCCCAGGCCAACCAGCCACUCAGCUGCUUCGAUCCAUCAGGCACCGUUGCUGAUCAGGGCUGGAAGAUGUGGAUGCAUGCCAGCGCGUUCUGCCAGGAGUUCGACCUGGCCAUCAUUCCAGUCAACGGCAGUAUCACCGCGUCGUCCUACCAGGCUGUCAAUGGGAAUUACUACAACCUCGAAGUGGCCAACGUCCGCUGCGACAGCCAGCAAGUCCGAGUGGACGACUGCAUGAGCCUGUUCAGCGAGAUCCUCGUCGACUGCAAUACUGGCGCGAACGAUCUCAACGUCGGUGGUCUCGUCUCGACCGACUGCGGUCACGUCACCCUCUUGCCCAGUGUGGACAAGGUCGAUACACCAGGUUCCACGUCCAGCAACGCCACUCACGCAGUACGCGACAUCUACCCAGAUGGCUGCAAUCCUCCCGUCUGGAGCGCCUGCAGCUCCUCUGAGAAGGCCGCGCUGCUUGACAACGCAUGCGAUUUCAGCCUGUGCUUGAAGGCUGGCAACUGCGCUCCUUGCUAA